GCAGAGUUGCUUAAUUGGUUAUAAGUUAAAAAUAUGUCUCGAAUUGAGAAGAUGUCCAUCCAAGGGAUCCGAAGUUUCGGCCCCGAGGAUUCAGACAAGGGAAUCAUAAGCUUCUUUACACCGCUCACUCUGAUUCUGGGCCCCAAUGGAACGGGGAAAACUACAAUCAUUGAAUGCCUGAAGUACAUGACAACAGGAGUUAUGCCCCCUGGUAGUAAAGGUGGCGCAUUUAUUCACGAUCCUAAAGUGGCCCAGGAGCGUCAGGUGAAGGCACAGAUCCGACUGCAGUUCCGGGACGUGACAAAUAAUCGCAUGGUCAUACAGAGGAUUAUGGAGGCCACUCAAAAGUUAAAAAAGAUAGAAAUGAAAACGCUAGAUGGUGUGAUUACCCGCUAUGAUGUUAAUGGAGAAAAGAAGAGCAUUAGCUCCAAAUGUGCUGAGAUAGACAGAGAGAUGAUUACAUCUCUGGGUGUUUCCAAACCAGUUCUGGAGAAUGUCAUCUUUUGUCACCAGGAAGAUUCCAACUGGCCUCUGAGUGAAGGAAAGGCUCUGAAGGAAAAGUUUGAUGCUAUAUUUGCUUCCACCCGAUACGUCAAAGCUCUGGAAACCAUCAGGAAGUUAAAACAGACUCAGGACCAGGAACUUAAACUUUACAAACAGGAAGUGACCCACCUUAAACAGCUGAAAGAUAAAUCAGAACAGCUUGAAGCUGACAAAAAUGAAAGAGAAACAAAAAUGAUGGCCUGUCGGGAAACAGUAGAGAAGAUUGAGGCCAAGUUACAACCAGUUAUAGAGAAGCUAGACCAAAUUGGGAAUCAGUCGGACAAAAUUUACAGGAUACAGACCAAGAUAGAAAAGUACAGAAGUGAAAUGAAAAUGAUGGAGAAUUCAGCAACAGAACUCAGAAGUCAAAUCAAAAAUGAAUUUCAAGGUUCUAUGGAGGAGCUAAAGAAGGCAAUAGCUGAGUUUGAGAACAUGGUACAAGAGAGACAAGAGACGGUGGAACAGUUUCAGUUGCUUCAAAGAGAAUUAAACAAGGAGCUGGAAAAACUUGGUCAGGAGCGAGGGAAUUUGUUGAUGGAAGUGGGAAAACUGGAGCAAGAGUCCGAGAGAUACAAAGACAAUAUGAAGAAAAGGGAUGCUGAAAUAAAGAAGCUUGCCACAAAGUACGAUAUUGAAGGAUACAGUAGAGGGGAGAUGUCUGAUGAACAGUAUCGAGCAUUCAUGGACAUCAUGAGAACAAAAAUAGAAACUUUACUGGAGGAUGGAAAAACCGUCAAAGCAGACUAUGAGGAGAAGGACACCAGCAUGCAGCAGAGAUUGGAUGAGGUUCGCGACAAGAAAACUAAACUAGAACAGAACGAACGACUCAAGACAAACCUUAUGACAGAGAAUACACAGAAGAUUAAGCAAAUCAACAAAAAGCUGAGUGAGGUGGAGGCUUCGGCCGGAAGGAGGGACCAGAUCAACAGGGACCUCAAACGAGCGGAACAUGAAUUAAGCACAACAGAGAAGUCAGUGAAUGUAAAUGAAAUUAAAGAAAAGAUUGAGUCUCUGUCCAAGGAGAAGUCUAAACUGGAUGCCAUUAUCAGUGAUCUAAGUUCUGAGAUGAACCGGCUUCACCUUCAGUCCAGCGCUCGAGCCCAGCUGGAGGUUCUGAAGAAAGACAAGACAGCUAAAGAGGAACAGAUCCGCAGAUUGCGUGCCAAACAGGAAGACACAUUGAAACACCUGCUGGGGCACAUGCCUGCUAGGAAUGUACGAGGAGAGCUGGAUGAGUAUAUAGGGGAACAGACUGAAUCAGUGAAGCGUUUGAGUCAGGAAAUACAGGCAAGCAAAAGCAAGCUCUCCAGUAAAGAGGCAGAGAAAAAAAUGAUUGGGGAAACUCUGAAGAAAAAGGAAGAAGAAUUUAAAAAUGUGGAGGAGAGAAUCUUUUCUGUGUGUGGGAGUCAGAACUUUGAUGAGGGAUUGGCUUCUCUACAAGAGAAAAUGUCCACAGCACAAGAUCAGAGGGGAUCUUUGUUGGGGGCGGAGCAUUUCUUCCAGAAGUAUGUCAGUGACCUGGAGAAACAGGACCCAUGCUGCCCACUUUGUCAUCGAGAAUUUGACACAGAUCAAGAGGUCAAGGAACUCAUUAUUGAGUUGAAAAACAAGUUGAGGAUGGUACCAAGCAAGUUACAGAAAUCGGAGAAGGACUUGGAUGAAUAUCGUACAAAGUAUGAUGCCAUGAAUCAACUGAAGCCUCUUAAAGAAAAUAUUGCAGUGUUAGAAAACAAAGAAUUGCCACAGCUGAAGAAUAAACUGAAGCAAAUUAAUGAAGAAAUAACCAAGCUUAGAGAAGAUAUUCAAACAAAAGAGGAGGAACUGAGUAUCCAGGAGCAGGACGAUGAGAUGGCCAAACAGAUCCAGCCAGACAUUGUCAUGAUGGAUCGGUACCAAGGGGAGGUUACUGAGUUAGAGAAGAAGAUUGCUACAGAGAGUGCUAAACUCUCAGGGGGAGAUUCUGACAGAACACUCCAGGAUGUGAUUAAUGAAAAGGAAGAUUUACAGAUGAAAGUUGAUUCCUGCAAUAAGCAGCUGGACAGUCUGAGACAGAAACUAAAUCUUCACUCUGAUGAAGUGCAGCGUUUGAAGUCUGAGGUGAAUCGACUGAAGGAGGAAAAGCUUCAGAUUGACAGUGAUUUACAACAGCGGUACAAACUAGAGGAGGACAAGGCCACACUACUGAAUGAGAAUGAUCAACAUGAAAAAGAGAUAAUGGAGUCAAAGGAACAGAUAAGGCCAUUACAGAUUCAGUUGGAGAAACUAAAGAAAGAGAAAGAUCAACUUCUACAGCAGAAGGAAGAACACAUGGAGCAAAUGAAGAAUGAGGUUGAUAAAGUGAAGAAUGAUACAGCAAAAGUAAAAAAUAUCAACCUGGAAAUCAAAAGCUAUAUUCAGUCAGGGAAGGCAGAAACGUUAGCACGGAACAAAGAGCGUCUGACCCAGAUAGAGGACAAAGCAGGGAAGAAAGAGGAGGAACAGAGGGAUUACACAGAGAGUCUGAACAAGCUACGCGAUGAGCUGGCCAAAAAUACUGAGAGGGAGAGAGAAUUGACAGACAAUCUUAGACUCCGACGACAUCUUAAAGACAUUGAGAAAGUGAAAGAGAACAUUGAAGAGCAGGAAAAGGAACUGGGAGGGAUUGACGCCAAACAUCUGGAAAGAGAGAGACGACGUCUGCUCAGGGAACAGGAAGAACUACAAAAAGAGAAACAAAUGUCUGAGAAUCGUAGAAUUGCCUUACAUGGUGAAUUCUCCAGCAUCACAAAUGAACUGAAAUCAGAGAUGUACAAGAAUGCUGCUACGAAGUACAGAGACAAGAUGAUCAUUCUGAAGACAACAGAAUUAGCCAGCAGUGACUUGGAGAAAUAUUACAAGGCACUCGACAAAGCCAUCAUGAGUUACCACAAUAUGAAGAUGGAUGAAAUCAACAAGAUAAUCCGAGAGCUCUGGAGGAAUACCUAUAGAGGAAACGAUAUUGAAACAAUAGAGAUUCGUUCUGAUGACGAUGAUGCAGGUCUUACAAAAACACGGAGGACAUACAAUUACAGGGUUGUGAUGUUAAAAGGAGACACAGCUCUAGACAUGAGGGGGCGCUGCAGUGCAGGUCAAAAGGUGCUUGCUUCCUUGAUAAUAAGAAUGGCCCUGGCUGAGACUUUCUGUUUGAACUGUGGCAUCCUGGCACUGGAUGAGCCAACAACAAAUCUAGAUAGAGAAAACAUAGAAAGUCUGGCCCUCGCCCUUGUAGAGAUCAUUAAGUCUCGGUCUAGCCAGAAGAACUUCCAGUUGGUUGUCAUCACACACGACGAGGAUUUCGUGGAGUUACUAGGGAGAUCAGAUUACGUAGACGAGUUCUGGAAAGUCCGAAAAGAUAUCAAUGCUUGCUCAAAAUUGGUAAAAGCCAAGGUGGAAGAUUUACACAGCAGAUAAUGGAAGAUUUACACAGCCAAAAAUGGAUGAUUAACACAAUUGAAAUUGGACAAUCUGCUCAGCAGAUAAUGGAAGAGAAGAAUCCCAUCUGAAUGGACUUUUUGUGCUAAAUGUUUUUUGUUAGCUGAUUAUUGUUUAUUAAAUAUGAAAAAAAUGUGAA
Messenger RNA from Saccostrea echinata, 4132 nucleotides. RefSeq names its product DNA repair protein RAD50-like. The transcript has 38 exons. Gene Ontology annotation, molecular function: G-quadruplex DNA binding; single-stranded telomeric DNA binding; ATP hydrolysis activity. Gene Ontology annotation, cellular component: nucleus; Mre11 complex; condensed nuclear chromosome. The record is from RefSeq and is a predicted model, not a curated record. Bases 34 to 3972 code for a protein of 1312 amino acids. NCBI's taxonomy places the organism in Eukaryota, Metazoa, Mollusca, Bivalvia, Ostreida, Ostreidae. Gene Ontology annotation, biological process: chromosome organization involved in meiotic cell cycle; telomere maintenance via telomerase; telomere maintenance via recombination.